UCUUUAAAACUGCUGAACUCUACGGUAAUUUUGGCGAGUCUUCGUACAAUGACGGAUUACUGGUGCGAGUUCAUUUAAAAUGGCUGUGUUUUUUUUCAGUGUGGGCUUGAAUCUGUUACUGCACGUCAUUUUGAUUUUAGCGAUGAAGAUUUGCUAGCUACAUUAUUUUACAAGAAUCGGAAACUCAAGAUUUUGUAUAUAUAUAGCGCUGCAUUUUCAGCUAAAUGUUUUUCAUACUUAAAUCACGAAGCCGUCGAAAAAUUAAACUUGGAUUCAAAUGCUAUAUAUUCAAUCGAUCUUCUAGAAAACGAAAUAAAGAAGUUUAAGAAUUUACAAAGUUUCAUAUUUGAAAUGGAUGACACAUUUGAAUUUAUUGCUGUAGGAGUAGAUAAUGAAACAGAUUCUUUUAGUCCAACGAAUCCAAAAACACGGAUGAGAAACAAGCUUUAGCAAUCCGCCACACUUAAUUGCACGAAAUUGAUAAAACUAAAAAUUUCCGAUUUUAAAGGCAUUACCGAUGUUAGAUUCACUUGGAUUACCAAUUUACAGCAACUUGAGAAACUUAUCUUGUAUGAAAAUAACAUUUCUGACAAAGUAUUAAGUGAUUUAAAGACCUUAAAAUAUUUAUCUUGUGGCAGGUGUCCACUUAUGAAAAAUGGCGGUCUUAUGAAUUUGAUUAUGAUUUCUGAAAAUAUCAGAACAAUAGACAUAACUAAAUGUCAAGCUGUCCACCCCGAGGGUUUGAUUGAGUCGAUUAAAAAAUCUAUAAGUUGUGCUCUAGAAGUACACAUUUCCUCAGACAUUGAGGGCUUAGUGUUAAAAAAUUUUAGAAUACAUUUAUUGAAAUGGACGAAACUAACGUUUCGCAUGCACUUAGCAUAGACGACUUAAACGAUGAUUGUUUAAUACACAUUUUCACGUUUCUUUGUAUUCCUGAUAGACUGCGGAUUGAAAGAGUAAGCAAACGUUGGCAAUCGUUAGCUCAACUAUCGUGGCAAAAGUUAAAAAAGCUUACGCUGGACAAUUCUUUCCACGAAGAAGUACAUGACAUAGAUGAAGAUUCACAUACAGAUGCUGAUGUCAAAGCUUUACAAAAAAUAUUGCAACUGUGUGGGACAUAUUUAAUCAGCAUUGAAUUUGAUCACGACUGCAUAAGAUCGAGUCAAUCUGUAUUGUCUAAUCUUCAUACACUGUGUCUGAAUGUUAAACAUAUCAAACUAUCAGAGUUUUGCAAACUUUCAACAAUAAAAGCUGUGGUGCAUAACAAUCACGUGCUAUUUAUGGAAUUAUUCGAUAAGAAUCAGUAACUUAGUAGUUUGACUAUAGAUGACUACGACAUACAAGUUAAUUCUCUUUCACAUCUAAAUCACGAAGCCAUAGAGAAAUUAUGUUUGCGUCGGAAUGAGAUAGAUUCAACUAUGCUUUUACUAAAUGAAAUAAAGAAGUUUAAGAACUUGCGUGCCUUUAAAUACGAAGAAGAUUGGGAUUCUCGUGACUUGUACGCUACACAUGCAAUCCUAGAAGCAAUUCAUUCCGAUGCACUGAAAUCUUUGACCAUAGAUGUCACUUUUGAAGACAUCUUCACGCGGCAAGAGCACGAUCGUCUUCAUAUAAGCCGAUUUAAGAAUUUAGAAGAACUUAUAAUUACUGUUAACAAUUCUGAAAGCAUGUAUUUUAAUGAUAAGACUUUAGAAGCUAUUGCUCGGAGUUGCGCAAAACUGACAAAACUACAGAUUUUUGGUGCCACAAGUAUUACCGAUGUUGGAUUCAUUUGGGUUUCCAAGUUACCGAUUGAGAGCCUCAGCUUGUCUACCGUCAGCAUUUCUGGCAAAGUUUUAAGCCAUAUGAAGAGCUUGAAUGAGUUAUAUUGUUAUGGUUGUCAUAAUAUAAAUAACGAGAAUCUUACGCCAUUAUUAGAAACUUCUCUUAACAUCAAAAAAAUAGAAUUUUGGUAUUGCCAAGCUAUAAAUGCAGAGAGUUUGAUUGAUACACUUAAGAAAUCUCCAAGUCAUUAUCUAAAAGUAUAUACUUGCUCAAUAAUCGGAGGCAAUAAAGAUUUCAUUGAAUCUUCUCACUUCAGGAAAGUAGACAAUGAAUUAAGCAUAAAAAUCACACGCGCGUGCCUUAGUCCCGGCAAUUAUGGUGGUUCACUAUGUGACGACACUUAUUGCUCUAUCUGUAGCAAGCAGCAAUCCAUUUAUUACAUAGAAUGAAUAUGCCUCCGAAUAAAUGUUAUUUAUUUCUUAAUUUUCCUUCGUUUGUCAAAUAAUUCAUUAUCUCCUCUUGUAUAGAAUUUUAGCUAAAAGCUAAAAGAUACCUACUCUCAGAUAAACACUUUGAUUUACUUUUUGUUUUAUAACUAUUAUUAUAAGCAUCACAAUGAUUUUUUUUUUGUAAAAAGUCGCUGUAAAAAGUGAACUUGCUAUCUGUAUGUUUAGCGCAUCAGCCUCCGACGCACAAAAGAUUUGAAACAUUGCGCAUAUCAAAAAAAAUUUGUCUUGUUCCGUUUCCGUACCGUAUUUUUGACAAAAGCUGUUAUCAUCUAAUUAUAAGUUAUCGCGCACUUUCCAUUAUGUUUAUUUUUCUCUAAAUUCUUUGUCUUAUGCUAGAAAGCCAUUACGAAAUAAUAUUAUAAUUUAGGUGCUCAUCGUACUAAAUAUUUAUUUAAAAUA
Molecule: messenger RNA, 2672 nt
Organism: Nasonia vitripennis (jewel wasp)
Lineage: Eukaryota; Metazoa; Arthropoda; Insecta; Hymenoptera; Pteromalidae
Product: F-box/LRR-repeat protein 4-like
Exons: 7
Coding region: 1419-2213 (264 amino acids)
Biological process (GO): SCF-dependent proteasomal ubiquitin-dependent protein catabolic process
Cellular component (GO): SCF ubiquitin ligase complex
Source: RefSeq, a predicted model, not a curated record